Paramecium sonneborni is the source of this 3692-nucleotide messenger RNA. The record is from the annotation of a GenBank genome assembly. Lineage: Eukaryota; Ciliophora; Oligohymenophorea; Peniculida; Parameciidae.
AUGUAAAAUUCACUAAGUGAAUUAUAAUCUGAUCCUUGGUCAUCGUAUUUACCUUAUGAUAAUAAAUAUGAACUUCAAGGAUGUUGUUUUAAAACUAGACCUAAUUGGAGAGACAUGAAAGGUAUCAAAUCAUUAACACAAGAUAGAACAAUAAUUACAAAUAUUUAAGAUCAUGAUUUACCUGAUAAUACAAUUAGAACUUGUAAAUAUACACUAUGGACAUUUCUGCCCUUGAAUUUAAUAGAGUAAUUUUCAAAAAUGGCAAACAUCUACUUCUUAAUCGUCGGAUAUUUAGAAACUAUUGAUUUAGUCUCCAUUACUGAUGGAUAACCUGUUAUUUGGUUUCCUUUGUUUGUAGUCAUUGCGAUUUCAGCAUUCAAAGAUUUCUUAGAAGAUCAUAAACGUUACAUUUCUGAUUAAGAUGAGAAUAAUAGGUAUUCAAUUAUAUUAUUCAAUUAAGAAUAGCGUUAGUUUUGACACCUAACGGAUUGAUUGAGAAGAAAUGGUAACAAAUACUUGUUGGAGAUAUUAUUAGAGUUGAAUAAGGAGAAUACUUCCCUGCUGAUGUAAUUGUUGUCAAAACUAGUGAGAAAGGCAUUUGUUUCAUUGAAACUAAAAAUUUAGAUGGAGAAACUAAUCUAAAAAUUAAAAAAUAACAUAAAGCUCUUUAGUUUACAAGAAAUCUUAAUGAUUAUCAAUUAUAAAAAGAACAUAUCCUACUUCAUUAUGAUAAGCCUAAUCCUUAUUUAUAUAAAUUUAAUGGUACUAUCACAAUGUAUCCUGAACACAAUUUCAGCGACGGAGAACAAUCGAGAGAUUCUAUUAUUAAUUAUGAUGCUUAACAUAGAAAAGUUUAUCAACUAGAUGAAGUCAAUUUUAUUCUAAGAGGGUGUUCAUUAAGAAAUACUCACUGGAUAUAUGGAUUAGUUGUUUAUACUGGAUUUGAUACUAAGAUCAUGUUAAAUUCAACUAAGGCUAGACCUAAGUCAAGUACUUUAGAAUCAUUAAUGAAUUUCUUUAUUAUUCUAGUAUUUUUUAUGUAAAAUAUAUCUCAAAAUAAAUAGAUAAUUAGUUAUAUGCUUAUUUUCAGCAUAAUAUUCAGUCUUUUGGUAAUUAGAUAAUUUUAUGGAUAUUCCUUAUCUUGAAUUAGAUGAAAAUGAUCUAUAAACUAAUAUUGUUUUUAGAACCAUGGAAAGAUGGGGAACUUGGUUAUUAAUUUAUACUAAUUUUGUCCCAAUCUCUUUAUUAGUGACUUUAGAAAUGGUAUGAAAAUAAUUUGGUAUCUAGUGUAGGUUAAAUAUUUACAAGGUAUCAUGAUAGAAAAUGAUAAAUAGUGUAUGUCUUAAAAUCAAAAAACUGAAGUGCAAACUUCUAAUCUAAAUGAAGAAUUAGGAAAUGUUAAAUAUAUGUUUACUGAUAAAACAGGAACUAUUACAAAAAAUUUAAUGGAAUUCAAAACAAUAUCCAUUUUUGGUAAAUCAUAUGGGAUGGUAAACAAUCGAAGUUAAAUUUUAAAUUCUGAUGACCUUAUUAAGAGACCUGAAGUAACUAAUGUUGACUUUAAAGAUAAAUAACUUUUUAAUGAUUUAAAAUAGAAUGAUGAUCAUUCUAGAAGGAUUAUAGAAUAUUUUCUACAUCUUGCUUUAUGUCACACUAUCUUAGUCGAAUAUGAAUAAGGCAAAAUUAAGUAUAAUGCAUCUUCUCCAGAUGAAUUAGCAUUAUUAAUGGGAGCUAAAUUUUGUGGGUUUGAAUAUAUUGGUUUAGACGAUGGAAUGAUGAUGGUGAAGUAUAAAGAUUAGUUGUUAAAGUAUAAGUUAUUACAGGUUUUAGAAUUUACUUCAGCAAGAAAAAGAAUGUCUGUAAUUGUUUAAGACUAAAAUAAUUAAAUUAUAUUAUUAUGUAAAGGAGCUGAUUCUAUGAUAAUAAAUUUAUUAGAUAAAUAAAAUGCUUAAAAUUAAGAAUUAUUGUAAAUUACAGAGUAACAUUUAGAAUAAUAUGCAGAAAAAGGAUUAAGAACUUUAUUGUUAGCAUAAAAAGAUUUAAGCCAAUAAUAAUAUGAUGAAUGGAUUAUGAAAUAUUUACAAGCAGGUUUAUAAACCAUUAACAGAGAUGAACUAUUGUUAAGUUUAUAAGAUUAAAUAGAAAAUAAUCUAGUCUUAAUUGGAGGAACUGGAAUUGAAGAUAAAUUAUAAGAUGAUGUUGGUAUUACAAUGUAGAAAAUAUUGAAUUCAGGCAUUAAAAUAUGGGUAUUAACAGGAGAUAAGUUAGAAACUGCAAUAAAUAUUAGUUAUGCUUGUAAUUUAUUAAGUGAUUCAUAAUAAAAAAUAGUAAUUUCAGCAGAUGAUUAAUUUGAAGCAUAAUUUAAAAUAAAUUAAGGUUUAGAUAUGAUAAAAUCUUAAUUCUAAAAUCUUUCAACUGCUUUGAUAAUAUCAGGUGAUUCAUUGAUUCAUUUAGAUGAAAAGCAUCUUAUUAAAUUUAUAGAAUUGGCUAAAUAAUGUCAUACUGUAAUAGCUUGCAGAGUAUCACCAAAAUAGAAAUAAGAAUUAGUACAAUUAGUAAAAGAUAAUAUACAUAAUAUUGUAACAAUGGCAGUAGGAGAUGGAGCAAAUGAUGUUAAUAUGAUAACUGCUGCAAAUAUAGGAAUAGGAAUAAAAGGUGUAGAAGGUAAUUAAGCAGCAAGAGCAGCAGAUUAUUCUAUUGGUGAAUUCAAAAUCUUAUAAUAAUUAUUACUUUAUCAUGGAAGAGAAUGUUACAGGAGAAAUCAAGUUCUUGUUGGAUAUAACUUCUAUAAAAAUCUACUGAUUGUAUUACCACAUUUUUGGUUCUCAUUUUAUAAUGGAUUUUCACCUCUCAAUUUGUAUGAUCCAUGGCUUUAUCAAUUUUAUAAUAUGUUUUAUACAAGUGUACCUAUUAUGAUAUAUGCAAUCUUAGAUUAAUAAUAUUCAUCUAAUUUUCUUUUAUAAAGUAUAUUAUUUAUUUAUUUAUCUUUAGAUCCAUAGCUCUAUUAAACAACUAAUAAAGUAAAUCUGAUGACUUUCUUUUUUUGGUUUUGUUCAGGUGGAAUGCAAUCAGCAAUUGUCAUUUAUAUAGUUUUUCCAUCUAUGGAAUUAACAAGUAUUGAUAAAGAAGGAAGAAUCCUCUUUCUUUCAUCAGUAGGCAUGGCUUUAUUCUGUUAUGCAAUUAUAAUUGUGAAUCUGAAAGUCUUUGUCUUCUCUUAUAUGAAUUCUAUAGGAUCUGUACUAUCCAUAUUUGGUUCAAUCAUUCUUUAUUUGCUUACUUAUAUGUUUUUAUCAUCAUUUACAAAUAAAUUAGACAUUUCACAUACAUUUAUCCAUUUGUUUUCAAAUGUUUAAUUUUAUUUUAUUUUGAGUGGAAUUAUUGUUUUGACAAUCCUUUCUGAUUUAGCACUUUCAAGAUGGUCUAUAUUUUCAGAAUAAUAAUUAUUUGAAAUCCGUAAAAUAAGAGACAAAUAAGAACCUGCUUCAUCAGAGAAAUCUAGAUUUGGAAGUAGUCCUCCUUCAUCUAUGAUACCUCCUAAUAAAUUUGAUAAUCUAUUCUAUGAAGAAGAUGAAUAUGAUGAUACAUCUGCACUUCUACCUGUUAAACCAGUUAAAAGUAGAAAAUAUACUGGUUAUGCUUUUGCUUAAUAAGAAAAAAAGCUUGAUGAAGCUCUUAGAAAUGCAGAAAAUUGA